AUGCGUCCUGAAUCACACCGUCAUCGGACGGCUACACGAGCGUCGUCAACCAGCGGGAAUGCUGGUCUAGAUCCAUCAGUUGAGCACAGCACCAUGGUGAACGAGGAGCUGCUGCUCUUCUUCUACCAACUGGAUCUUAACACCAGGCUUCAGAAAGCGCUCAACUUGGACCAAUACGAACCUGCUCAGCUACUCCGGGAAAAGAUUGCGGAGCUUGAUCGUGAAAUCGCACGACAGAGAGAAGCAAAGAUGGGAACUUCAUCCAAAGAAGCAGCUCAAGACAAGGGCUUAGCCUUGUUACGCCUCAAAGCAGCGCUGCAGCGAGCGGUGGAGCAGGAGCUGUACGAGGAAGCAGCUGAAAUCAAAGAAAAUGAGCCAACUAGAGCUUCUGCUGCAGCGUUGGCUAUGGGCAACGUCACUUACAAGCUCCGGCUAGGGCAGAAAGUUACUCACAAAGAAUUUGGCUAUCGAGGCAUUGUCGCGGGGAUGGACCCCAUGUGCUGUGAGACGGAGGAGUGGAUGUCGGGAGCUAAGAUAAGCCGACUUUCGCGGGGUCCCAACCAGCCCUUCUACCAGAUCUUACUUGACUUGGGCAAUGGAGCUAGGUUUCCAGUUGCAUAUGUUGCAGAGGACCUGCUUGACGUCCCUGAGGAGGCUGAUAAGGAGCAAAUGAUCCACCCAUACCUGUAUCUUUUAUUUUACGGAGCUGACUCUCGAGGCGACUUUAUUCCGUGCAAGCCUCUUCGGGACAAGUACAAUGCUCCCCGUCAUGAGGUCCCGCUUGAAGACGACACCGACUCUGACAAUUCGUGA
Molecule: messenger RNA, 813 nt
Organism: Closterium sp. Yama58-4
Lineage: Eukaryota; Viridiplantae; Streptophyta; Zygnematophyceae; Desmidiales; Closteriaceae
Source: the annotation of a GenBank genome assembly